This is a messenger RNA of Xiphophorus maculatus (southern platyfish), 3608 nucleotides long. RefSeq names its product CREB regulated transcription coactivator 2 (gene crtc2). Lineage: Eukaryota; Metazoa; Chordata; Actinopteri; Cyprinodontiformes; Poeciliidae. The transcript has 16 exons. The record is from RefSeq and is a predicted model, not a curated record. The coding region runs from base 284 to 2554 and encodes 756 amino acids. Gene Ontology annotation, cellular component: nucleus; cytoplasm. Gene Ontology annotation, molecular function: cAMP response element binding protein binding. Gene Ontology annotation, biological process: protein homotetramerization; positive regulation of transcription by RNA polymerase II.
AAUCAUUACAUAUGAACCCUAACAAUGUAAUAACUUAACCGUUAGAGAAUAUUUGAGCUUUAGUUUAAAAAGUUAAAACCUAGUUUUUACUAGAUCUUCACAGUUUAAUAAAUUCUGCUCGGAAGGUCCUAAAUCACGGUGGCCAAAAAAGAAGCUGUUUACUGAUCUUAGUCCGAGGCUCCUGGUCCUAGGAAUAAUCCUCAAAGUGAGACCUCUUUCUUUUCCGACCUUCUCUGAUUGAAAUCAUUCCACUACGUCAGGUCGUCCGGUCCGCUCGGAGAAGAUGUCUGCGACGGGUUCAGGCGGACCAGGACCCGGACCAGGACCCGCCAUGGGCUCCGGGUCCGGGGCCUCCAACCCCCGAAAGUUCAGCGAGAAGAUUGCUCUGCACACCCAGCGACAGGCCGAGGAGACGGCCGCCUUCCAGGAGGUUAUGAUGGACAUCACUUCGACCAGGCUGCAGGCCCAGAAGUUACGCCUGACUCGGAACCAGGGGCCAUACUACGGCGGCUCCUUACCCAAUGUCAACCAGAUCGGCCGCAACCCGCAGGACUUCCAGGGCUCGUUCCAGUCCGGCCUGGAGUCCAGCCGCUCCACCCGCCACCACGGCCUGGUGGAGCGGGUCCAGAGGGACCGCCGCUUCGUCUCGCCGGUCCGACCGUACCGGAACCGCCAAGUGGAAAACUCUCUGUACAGCGCCGCCUACCUGUCCCCGCCCCCCGAUGCCAGCUGGAGAAGGAACUGGUCUGGAAACUUCCCUGGAGAUAAAAGCCAGUUGUUCCGUCUUCCCACCACAGCGCUCAACAGGACCAACUCUGACUCCGCCCUCCACACCAGCGUCAUGAACCCCCCCAUGGGAGACUUCAGCAUGGCGGGACCCACCCUGACCCCCCAGGGAGCCAGACGCAGCGGGCCGAGCGAUGCAGAGAACAGAAGAAUGUUCCCAUAUCCGGUUCCUCCCAUUGAGGAAAACAUUUUGGACGAAGACAAACUGCUCAAAGCUUGGGACGCCAAGAAGUUGUCUCUGCCGUCGUCUCGACCAAAGUCCUGUGAGGUUCCAGGCAUCAACAUCUUCACGUCCCCGGAGCAACCGUCCACGCCAGUCCAAGGCGUCCCUCAGGUCCCCAACACCGGCGGCUCGCUGCCCGACCUGUCCAGCCUCCACUUCCCGUCGCCGCUGCCCACGCCGCUGGACCAGGACGAGCCCGGUUACCCAGCAUCCUCUGCUCUGAGCGGGGGCAGCAGCACCGGGAACCUGGCCUCCACCCUCACCCAGCUGGGUAUCAACGCCAUCGGAGGAAACAGCAGCUACCACCAGCCAGCACCAGGUCUCCUGGCGUCUCUACAGAGCACGCUCAGUAACCCCAACCUGCAGUCGUCGCUAAGCAACCCCAACAUUCAGUCGUCCCUCAGCAGCCACUCCUUCUCCAACUCUCUGAGCUCCGCCUCCCUUCACUCGUCGCUAAGCAACCCGUCUCUGCAGUCGUCGCUCAGCUCCUCCCCCUCCCUGCCGUCCUCCCUCAGCAGCCAAUCGCUGCACUCGUCCCACAGUAACUCCUCCCUCCAGUCCGGCGGCUACGGGGGCGGAGGGGGCGUGGUUGGAUCUGGCUCCUCCCCCUACUCUGCGAUGCGAUCCGGGCAGGGCCAGGCGUCGCUCAGCACGUCGCCACGGAGACGGGCCCAGCUGUCGCCGCUCAUCCUGCCGAUGGCGGGGGAGUCACGGAGGAUCCACCCCAAACAGUUCUCCCCCACCAUGUCCCCCACCCUGUCCUCCAUCUCCCAGGGCGUCCCGUUGGACACCAGCCGCCUCCCUCCAUACCCGCUCAGCCAGCCAGGCCAGCAGAACCCAUCUCUGGGUCAGAACCACCAGAUGCUCCGCCUCCAGCAGCCCAGAACCAAUCAGCAGCAGCUGCACCUGCAGAACCUCCGGAACCAGCACCUGCAGCAGUUUGGACCGAGGCCCAUGGGACCGCAGCAGAAUCCGCCCGUCAAGUCGGAGAGCACUUUGGACCCGUGCAGCCAGACGUCGUCCCAGUACCGGCCCAAACCGGACCAGAACCAGCAGGCAGAGCAGCAGCACAUCAACCUGAACACAGACUUCUACAACGACGCACUGUUCAGUUCGCUGCUGGACGAUCCGUACCUCAGCCUGCAGCUGUCGGGAAAAUCACACCAGCAGUUCCCGGCUGAGAGUCCGGUCGACGGCCUGAACCACGGCGGACCGGGUCAGAACCAGUUCCCGUCCAACACCCUGGGGGCGCUGGAGCUGCAGGAGCCCGGCGACCCGCGGCGGCUCAACCACCAGAACCAGAACUACGGCGGUGGAGACGGCCGCCAGAACGUCCCCAACAUCAUCCUCACAGGAGACUCUCCCCCCGGUCUGUCCAAGGAGAUCGCCAGCGCUCUGUCCCACGUCCCCGGCUUCGAGAUGGACGCCUUCUCCUUGGACGAGCCGCUGCGCAUCGACCCGCUGGCGCUGGACCUGCUGGAGGGCGAGCUGAUGCUGGCCGACCCGGCCGUGGAGGACUCCUUCCGCUCCGACCGCCUCAAAUAACCGGGCCGGGCCGGGCUGGGCACCUAUCCCUCCACAUGGAGUGCUUAGACUGAAGACCUGAGGUCAGAGGUCACAAUAGACUUAUUUUACCUGGAAACUCUCUGGAUUCUGGUUCUGGUCCAUGUGGGCCCAAGAUCCAGGAGAGGAAAUGUAAAAAAACCAAACCAGCAGCGCUGUGAAGAUCUUUGUUACAUGGAAGCAGGACCAGAACCGGUACUGCUCUGUCAGAUGCUCAGUGGGUCGGUGAGUCACUCAGAGAACCACUUCGGACCCGAUCCGGUCUACCUGCAGAACUUUUUCUGCUUCGUUAUUCCAGAGGAGAUCCGGAACCAGCCGGUCCACAUGUCUGUGGUUCUGGACCCACUGGACCCAGAACUCCAGUUCAUUUCGUGUCAAACAUCACCUCAGAGUUCAGAUUUUCUGAAGCGGACCCUGAAUGCACCACAGUUCCACUGUAGCCACCAAAGUCCAAAGAAAAGCCCGGAACACUCAAUCCACAGGGACGGGAAGACCGGAUCAGAACCGGUUCCUUUAGGAGGAUCCGGUUCUGAAAAAUGUCAGUGCAGUUCAUGUGAUAAGAACCUCUGCGGUCCUCCAGAACCCAGCGGGUCCAAAGCUGCAUUACCCGGGAGAACAAACACCUCCAGACCUGGACCGGGUCUGAACCGGACCGGGUCUGCUGCCUCCAGCAGCUCCUCAUCUCUGAUCCAGGUCUGGUUCCGACCGGAACCAGAAAAGCCCUGAAAUGACUUUUACAGAAAGAUGAAAAAUAGAUUUUUGCACUUUGAAGGAAAAAAGUAAAACUAUUUUUAAUUUUUAUAUUUUUAUUUCUGCCCAAAGUCUUUAAGCAAGACGUCUCCUGAUUGGUGGGACGAACCCUUUAGCCCCGCCCACUCACUGUGAUGGACAGCGCUUAGCCACGCCCCCUGCCUGCUGCUGCAUCCGUUUUUUAGCCAUAUUUUUUCUGUAACAUGUAAAUAAGUUUGUAUUUUAUAAAGAUUUGAAAUGUGUACAAAGUUUCUAAUAUGAGAGUCUAAUAAACUCUGCAGUCGUG